Molecule: messenger RNA, 2557 nt
Organism: Cynocephalus volans (Philippine flying lemur)
Lineage: Eukaryota; Metazoa; Chordata; Mammalia; Dermoptera; Cynocephalidae
Gene: NR2C1
Product: nuclear receptor subfamily 2 group C member 1
Exons: 14
Coding region: 395-2212 (605 amino acids)
Biological process (GO): negative regulation of transcription by RNA polymerase II; anatomical structure development; cell differentiation
Molecular function (GO): zinc ion binding; RNA polymerase II cis-regulatory region sequence-specific DNA binding; nuclear receptor activity
Source: RefSeq, a predicted model, not a curated record
CCCCGGGAGCCGUGCGCCGCGGUCUCGGGCCCUGGGGUCCGCAGGCCGCGCGUGAGGGGCCGACCCGAGUGGCCCGGGGGCGGAGGCCUGAGCUCCCUGCUCCCGGGGCGAUUGCUAAUUCUCGUGCUUACACUGGACGACCGUAAUGCCCUCCACUUUCACUUUUUUUUUUUUUUAACACAACGGGCGAGGAGUAUCGGCUGCCUUUGGACGUUUAUCUGGAGGAAAAACAAAUGGAACGGCCCUAGGUCCUCAGUGCACUGGGCACGCCCAACCUUCCAGUAGCUCUUUUGUUAAGAAACCUGCCUCCAACGCGUGCAAAUAUCAUUUUAUCAAAUGCAGAUGUUGCCAAAUUAUCCCGUAACCUUCAGUAAGACAUUUUGGCAGUUAGAUCAUGGCAACCAUAGAAGAAAUUGCACAUCAAAUUAUUGAACAACAGAUGGGAGAGAUUGUUACAGAGCAGCAAACUGGGCAGAAAAUCCAGAUUGUGACAGCACUUGAUCAUAACACACAAGGCAAGCAGUUCAUUCUGACAAAUCAUGAUGGCUCUACUCCAAGCAAAGUCAUUCUGGCCAGGCAAGAUUCCACUCCAGGAAAAGUUUUUCUUACAACUCCAGAUGUGUCAGGUGUCAACCAGUUAUUUUUUACAACUCCUGAACUGUCGGCACAACACCUUCAGCUCUUAACAGAUAAUUCUUCCCCAGACGUGGGACCAAAUAAGGUUUUUGAUCUUUGUGUGGUAUGUGGAGACAGAGCAUCAGGUCGUCAUUAUGGAGCAGUAACUUGUGAAGGCUGCAAAGGAUUUUUUAAAAGAAGCAUUCGAAAAAAUUUAGUAUAUUCAUGUCGAGGAUCAAAAGACUGUAUCAUUAAUAAACACCAUCGAAACCGCUGUCAAUACUGCAGGUUACAGAGAUGUAUUGCGUUUGGAAUGAAACAAGACUCUGUUCAGUGUGAGAGAAAACCCAUAGAAGUAUCACGAGAAAAAUCUUCCAACUGUGCCGCUUCAACAGAAAAAAUCUACAUCCGAAAAGACCUCCGAAGCCCAUUAGCUGCAACUCCAACCUUUGUAACAGAUAGUGAAACUGCAAGGUCAACAGGACUAUUAGAUUCAGGAAUGUUUGUGAAUAUUCAUCAGUCUGGAAUAAAAACUGAGUCACCUGUGCUGAUGACACUAGAUAAGGCUGAAUCAUGUCAGGGAGAUUUAAGUACAUUGGCCAGUGUGGUUACAUCAUUAGCAAAUCUUGGAAAAACUAAAGAUCUUUCUCAAAACAGUAAUGAAAUGUCUGUGAUUGAAAGCUUAAGCAAUGGUGAUACCUCUCUGUGUGAAUUUCACCAAGAAAUGCAGACCAAUGGUGAUGUUUCAAGGGCAUUCGACACUCUUGCAAAAGCACUGAAUCCUGGAGAGAACACAGCCUGUCAGAGCUCCGUAGAGGGCAUGGAAGGAGGCGUACACCUAAUUGCUGGAGAUUCGAGCAUAAAUUACAUCGAAAAAGAGGGGCCACUUCUCAGUGAUUCACAUGUAGCUUUCAGGCUCACCAUGCCUUCUCCUAUGCCUGAGUACCUGAAUGUGCACUACAUUGGGGAGUCUGCCUCCAGACUGCUGUUCUUAUCAAUGCACUGGGCACUUUCGAUUCCUUCUUUCCAGGCUCUAGGGCAAGAAAACAGCAUAUCGUUGGUGAAAGCUUAUUGGAAUGAACUUUUUACUCUUGGUCUUGCCCAGUGCUGGCAAGUGAUGAAUGUAGCAACUAUAUUAGCAACAUUUGUCAAUUGUCUUCACAAUAGCUUUCAACAAGAUAAAAUGUCAACAGAAAGACGAAAAUUAUUGAUGGAGCACAUCUUCAAACUACAAGAGUUUUGUAACAGCAUGGUUAAGCUCUGCAUUGAUGGAUAUGAAUAUGCCUACCUGAAGGCAAUAGUGCUCUUCAGUCCAGAUCAUCCAGGCUUAGAAAAUAUGGAACAGAUUGAGAAAUGUCAGGAAAAGGCUUAUGUGGAAUUCCAAGAUUAUUUAACCAAAACAUAUCCAGAUGACACCUACAGGUUAUCCAGACUACUUCUCAGAUUGCCGGCUUUGAGAUUGAUGAAUGCUACCAUCACUGAAGAAUUGUUUUUCAAGGGUCUUAUUGGCAAUGUACGAAUUGACAGUGUCAUCCCACAUAUUUUAAAAAUGGAGCCUGCAGAUUAUAACUCUCAAAUAAUUGGUCACAGCAUUUGAAAGCUGAGAUCCUAGUGCUGUAAAUUUAUUGUUCUUUCCCAGAACUCAAGAAGACACCAAAUUGAACUCAUUGCUUCCAGGGAAUCUGGAAAUUGUGACUUUAAAGAGUAACCAAAAUCCAAAAGGUAUUUUUUUAUUUUAGCUUCCUUAGAAGAAUUUUUGAAGUGACUGGGCAGUCCACAGGAAUUAGAAUUUCCUUUCCUGUCUUAAUCAAGUGAAUAAGAAAUGCUUUGAAUUUAUUCUUGGUGAAGAUGAUAUCUGAAGCUGUCACUUGUUGACUGUCUAAACUAAAAUCUCAUUCUAUUUUACUUUGUAAAACAAAUAAAUUAGUAUUUUUUUCUUGAA